CGGGGCAGCGCCAUCAUUUCCGCUCCUACUUCAAUCCACUGAAAUAUUACGUUUAAUAAUAUAGGGCUUCUUAACAUGUCGUCUUCUUUGGUACACUUGUCGAGAACACACGUAAAUAAUGUCCGAAGCUGCUGUCGAUGAAGUUUCCGUCUUAUCUUCAAUCUACUGCGGAGAAGGAGAGUUCCAGCUCCUCCAGCAGUCCGCACAGGAUGGGCUCAUGGUCCAGAUUAACAGGAGUGUUGAAGGAGUGGAUGUAAAACUCUUGUUCCAUCUGCACCUGCGCUACCCUUCCUGUCCCCCCGGCAUCUCCGUCUCCUCCAGCGUCCUCUCCAGGACUCAGUGUCACGACAUCAGGCAGAAGCUGCUGGAUCAAGCUGCUGCUUUACCUCCAGAGCCGAUGGUUCAUCAGCUAGUGGAAUGGUUGCAGUGUGUGGUGACGGAGAGCUUCACAGGCGGUGAGGAGGAGGAGGGAGGAGAGAUGAAAGAAGCGGAGCAGUGGACGGCGGCGCUGUCGUUGGACCACAUCCGAUCUCCAAAUCGCUACAUCAGUCUGCUGGAGCGCUGGACCCAGCAGCUGCAGCUCAGUGGGAGGUUGCUACUGGGACAAAGUAUACUGGUAAUUCUGCAGGGAGCCAGAUCCAACAUUAAGGAGUUUUGUCGCCUUUUGAGGACAGUGAAGGUGGAUGUUGAUUCUUCAGGCAAGAAAUGCAAAGAGAGAAUGAUGAAAGUUCUCACUGAAAGCCCUACGUCCUCCUUCAGUGGACAUGAGUAUGGAUCACAGAAAAUCCAGGGUUUUGUAGUGAAGAACUACAAAUCCCUCCCAGAGUUGACUGCGGCUUUCCAGGAAAUCAACAUGACUGGUCUCUACCAGCAGAUACGGCCGUCACUGAGGGACUCAACCGCCGUGACUCUACCGCCACCCAAAUAAGGCCUAUUUGGGCUGUUGAGGCUCAGUGUGUGUAGACCAGGUCCCUGUUACUUUGGACAAGACAAUUUACCUCAAAUUGAUCAUGAAUGUGUAGGAAUGGUCUUGAUGGAUGGUCUUGAUGUCAAUGUGUGUGAAUGGGGCAAUGGACAUGUACUGGAAAUGUGCUUUGAGUGGUCAAGAAACAAGACUACAGCGCUGUAUACCAUUAGCAAGUGGUUAAAUAAUUGGGAAAUGCACAUUGUAAAUGUUAAACAAUCAGCCAAAGGGUAAGUAGUAGCAAACAACUAGGCUCUAUUUUCCAAAUACAAGUUAAACAAAUGGAUUUGUGAAUGUUGAUUUUCACCUCUGCCUUUUAUUCAUCUGUCACUAAUCUAGACUCAUAGCAGACACGGCAUUCCAGCUGCUAGUUUGUACAGUGCACUAUUUUGGGCCUUUCGUAACCCUCCUCACAACCACUGCAAGGAUACAUUUCUAACAUCUCUAACAUUGAUUAGUCAAAUGACAGCAAGACGUUUAUGCACCGAUGUUUAUAAAGAUGAUCACCUACACCCAAGAUUGAUUACCAGCACUUUGUUUUUGCCCUGAGCUCCCCUUGUUUUAGCCUCUUGAUCUUCUAUAUAUUCCUGCCAAGGAUCGUUGGCACUCAUUUGCAGCGUUAUUGCAGCACUUGACUUGGAAUCGAUUCACUGCUAAUGCAUUUGUAUGCCGCAAAAACCAGCACAUCUCAGGUUGCUGAUCCAUUGUCAUUUUUCUAUAUUAAUCUCUUUCUUAACAAGCAGUUUGACAUCUGCAUUUAGCCUUGUUCGGAAGUACAAAAAUGUCUUGUGAAACAAUUGAACCCUUUGAAAGACACCAACACAUUAGAAGACUCCAUGGUUAAGGAGUUCCAUAUGAACACUGGAAAAAGACUUGCCAUGUACAUUUUUUCACUUGAUAAGGUCCUACUGGGACUUAAACCCAGAUUACUGGAAUCACGGCUCGGAGUGCUGACCAUUACACCAUGGUGUGUUUGAAUCUAAAUGUUUCAAUUUGUAUCCACAUCUUCAAAUGACUCCGACCAAAGCAUACAUUUACGUUAGGCCGGAAAAAAGUACCAAAUGGGGCAGCAUUAGCAUACAUGCAGGACUGACCUGAAAUGUAUGUGAGGUCUUCAUGGCAGUGUAGAGUGAACCUAAACAGAUGGGAACGUUAGUUAUUUGCUCUCCUGUUUAUCAUCUGUAGAUGAUCAGCUGAAUGUCAAAAACAUGUGACCCGUGAUCCUUAGGCCUGUGCUUUUUAUAGCGUAUAAGGAGAGUUUUCACACUGUGUGUUCUUUGCGAGAAUAAACGCUCUCGAAUCGUUU
This is a messenger RNA of Pungitius pungitius (ninespine stickleback), 2270 nucleotides long. RefSeq names its product RWD domain containing 3 (gene rwdd3). Gene Ontology annotation, molecular function: protein binding. NCBI's taxonomy places the organism in Eukaryota, Metazoa, Chordata, Actinopteri, Perciformes, Gasterosteidae. The record is from RefSeq and is a predicted model, not a curated record. The transcript has 5 exons. Gene Ontology annotation, biological process: positive regulation of protein sumoylation; positive regulation of hypoxia-inducible factor-1alpha signaling pathway. Bases 119 to 928 code for a protein of 269 amino acids.